AUGUCCAACAAAGACAUAACAAUCGAAACCAACGAAAAUGUCUCCUACACCCCCCAACAACAACGCCGCAUCAUCCGCCGCAUCGACAGCCGGUUGAUCGUGAUGCUCGGCUUCCUACACACGGUGGCUCUAAUUGACCGCGGCAAUCUAGGUACUGCUUCUGUGGCUGGGAUGAUGGACGAGUUGCAUCUUGUCGGAACGCAAUACAGCACGAUAGCAGUCGCCUUUUUCCCACCAUACAUCUGUCUGCAAGUGUUAGGCCCAAUCUUAGUAAGAAAGAUCGGGCCCAUUCCGUAUCUUUCUGGGAUUUGUUUUAUUUGGGGAUGUGUCAUGCUAUCCGCCGGCUUCGUUCAGAAAUGGUCCGAAAUGGUCGGAAUACGCAUCAUAAUCGGCGCGCUGGAGGCAGGCUUCUUCCCGGCGAGUGUAUAUCUGAUCGCGACAUGGUAUACGCGGUAUGAGAUCCAGAAACGGUUUGCGGUGUUUUAUCUGCUGGGCUGUGUGGCGUCGGCGUUUACGGGGAUUAUGUCGUAUGGGAUUACGUUUAUGGUAUGGCUUACUUGUGUGAUUGCGAGUAUCAGUUACUUUGUGUUGAUCGACUUUCCGGAUAAAAUGAAAUCAAAAUCCAGCAACUUCCUCUCAUCAGCAGAAUACGCCUUUAUCACCACCCGAAUAGCCCACGACCGCGCAGACCUAACACUCGAACCGUUCAAUCUAAAAAAAUACCUCCUCGCAUCUGUCGACCUCAACAUCUGGUUCUUCGGACUAAUAUACUUUUGCACCACGACGACUGCCUACGCGAUAGCAUACUUCAUGCCUCUCAUUUAUAGAGAAGGAAUGGGUUUCUCGCAGGGCGUGUCGCUGUGUUUGUUUGCGCCGCCGUAUGCGGCUGCGGGGGUGGUUAUGUAUGGCACUUCGUGGGUUGGGGAUAAGUAUAGAGUGAGAGGGUGGGUGAUUGUGUUUAAUGCGUGUUUGACGCUGGUUGGGUUGCCGUUGAUGGGCUUUACAAAGGGCAAUGCGCCCCGGCUUGUGGGAUGUUUCUUUACGACGAUGGGUGCGAAUUCGAAUGUUCCUGCUGCCAUGGCAUAUCAGGCAAACAACGUCCGCGGCCAAUGGCGACGCGCAAUCUGCAGCUCCAUUUUCGUUGGCCUCGGUGCAUCUGGCGGGAUGACGGGAUCGCUGGUGUUUCGAUCACAAGACGCACCGGAGUAUACGCCUGGUAUAUGCACUUGUAUUGGGUUAACGGGGUUGAUUGUAGUUCUUGUAGGGAUCCUCUCUGUGAGGAUGUAUGUGAGAAAUAAAAAGGUUGAUAAAGGGGAGUUGAUGGUGCAGGGGUUGGAGGGGUUCAAGUAUACACUUUAGUAUAUGUGGAUAUCAGGAUGUGAAUGUAUAAAGUUGGAUAAAAG
Messenger RNA from Aspergillus wentii DTO 134E9, 1403 nucleotides. RefSeq lists its product as uncharacterized. The transcript has 6 exons. Gene Ontology annotation, molecular function: transmembrane transporter activity. Bases 1 to 1359 code for a protein of 452 amino acids. NCBI's taxonomy places the organism in Eukaryota, Fungi, Ascomycota, Eurotiomycetes, Eurotiales, Aspergillaceae. Gene Ontology annotation, cellular component: membrane. Gene Ontology annotation, biological process: transmembrane transport. The record is from RefSeq and is a predicted model, not a curated record.